Molecule: messenger RNA, 591 nt
Organism: Dovyalis caffra
Lineage: Eukaryota; Viridiplantae; Streptophyta; Magnoliopsida; Malpighiales; Salicaceae
Source: the annotation of a GenBank genome assembly
AUGGAGCCAAAGCAGCAACACCCACUUCACCAAAUAGCAGAAACACCAACACACAAGCUUCUUUUAAAACAAUGGCUAAAAGAAGAAGAACUAAUCCUCAACAGAAUCUCUCUAAAAGAAACACAAAUCGACUCGGUCCGUAAAGAAAUCACUCAGCUUUACAUAUUCUUCUUCCUUUUCCACUCCAUUGCUUUGCUUCUCCUCUUCAACGCAUCCUCUAAAGACCCAUUUGGAGCUAAAGGGUCCGAAUCUUGCAAGAGAUCAUGGAUCCCUUCAUUGUGUUCACUUCUAUGUUCUUUGGGGAUAAUUUGGGCUGUUAGGUAUAAAACUGAUGUUGAAUGUCAUUUAGAAAAGUUGUUCGAGAGGGAAAAGGAAGACGGGCAGUUGUUGGCUAGGUGUGUUGAGGAGUUGAAGAAGAAAGGAGUGGAAUUUGAUCUGUUGAAAGAAGUUGAUGCACUUAGAAGGGCCAAGAGUUUGAGAGUUGAAACUAAGGUUGUAAGGAAAUGGUCUGCUAGGGAUUUUGUUUCUUUGUUUUUCUUUAGUGUGUCUUGUAUUGUGCUGGGGUUGACAAGGGUUAUUUUGUGUAAUUGA